UUUUUUUUUUUUUUUUUUUUUUUUUGAGUUCUGUUUGACAUGUUUUUCGCAGACUCCUUGCAAGAGUGAUGAACAAGUCCGCCAUUUGCUCUACCAGGCUCACCAGGCUCAUCAUUACAACACGGACAUCGCGAAGGUGCGGGUUAUUGGUAUGGCGAAGAAGGUCGGGGUGGACAUGAAAUGUAAGCCUAUUCAUGGCAAUCAUGUUGCAGCACCAACUGGACAUGUUGUCAUACAGGUUCCUGGAGUGCAUUCUCAGACUCCUUCGCCUGCUGGUCAGGCAGAUGAUGAUUCAGAGGUGCCUCCAUCUACUGUGUGUACUAUUAUUGGUCGCUUCAAGGAUGUUUUCCGUCUGGGCUAGGUUGUUCGUGUGUGGGGAGGUCUUGUCAUUGGAUGAUGUAUGUAAACAGACAAGAUUAAUGGAUCUUUAUUUGUGGUAUCAUGCACUGCAUUGUGGUUUCUUAGCAGUAGCCGGUCUUUUGGUUUUUCUGGCCAUGUAUUCAUCCAGCGCUGUGGAGUCUGCAAGAUGUUCCUCAGGUUCCCAUGUGGCAUCUGAUUUCAGCCAUCCUUUCCACUUAACAAGGUAUUUGUGGUGAUUUCUGACUUUUCUGUCAUUCAGUACUUCCUCAACUGCAUACUCGUCAUUUUCAUUGACUGGUCCCGGGCGAUCAUGCGGUUCGUUCGUGCCUUUCCAUGGCUCAAGUAAG
This is a messenger RNA of Aspergillus glaucus CBS 516.65, 707 nucleotides long. RefSeq lists its product as uncharacterized. The record is from RefSeq and is a predicted model, not a curated record. Bases 152 to 361 code for a protein of 69 amino acids. The transcript has a single exon. Lineage: Eukaryota; Fungi; Ascomycota; Eurotiomycetes; Eurotiales; Aspergillaceae.